CGGAGCGGGGCCGCCAAGGCGCGCAUGGGGGGGUCCCCGGAGCGGCUCUCCCCCGCCGGCGGCUCGGAGCCGGCCUGCGCCCGCGGCGCCGCGCCCGGGGAGAAGGCGCCCGCGGGAGGAGGCGGCGGCGGCGGCGGAGGAGGCGGCGGAGCGGGGGGGAAGAACCCGCUGGUGAAGCCGCCUUACUCCUACAUCGCCCUCAUCACCAUGGCCAUCCUGCAGAGCCCCAAGAAGCGGCUGACGCUGAGCGAGAUCUGCGAGUUCAUCAGCGGGCGCUUCCCGUACUACCGGGAGAAGUUCCCCGCCUGGCAGAACAGCAUCCGCCACAACCUCUCCCUCAACGACUGCUUCGUCAAGAUCCCCCGGGAACCCGGCAACCCCGGUAAGGGCAACUACUGGACGCUGGACCCCGAGUCCGCCGACAUGUUCGACAACGGGAGCUUCCUGCGCCGGAGGAAGCGCUUCAAGCGGCAGCAGCAGCUGCACCCCCCGCACCCCGAGCUGCUGCUGCGGGCCGGGGCCGCCGACCCCGCCGCCUUCCUGCCCGGCUUCGCCUACGGACCCUACGGCUACAACUACGGCCUGCAGCUCCAGGGCUACCCCCACCACCACCACCACCAUCACCCCGGCGGAGGAGGCGGCGGCGCCGGGGGUGCCUUCCCCUUCCCGGCGCCGCACUGCCCGUUACCGGCUCCUCCGCCUCCCGCCGCCGCCGCCUCCGUCUUCUCCGCCGCUUCGGGGCUGCCCUCCUUCCUGGGCGGCGAGCUGAACUGCAGGAAAUCCUUCUACCACCCCCAGCUGAGCCCCACCGCCCUGCCCGCCGCCCUCCUCCAGACCCUCAAGCCGGACCCCACGCCCGCCGGUGGAGGAGGCGGUGGCGGCGGCGGCACCAACCACCCCUCCCGGCCCUCUUUUUCCAUAGACAACAUCAUCGGGGGGGCCGUACCCCCCCCGCCGCCCAGCACCAACCCCAGCGCCGCUCCCGCCGCUCCUUACCCCGCCGGUCAGGCGGGUCCCCCGGCGCAGGUCCUGGCCGUCCUCAGCCCCGCCUUGGCCCCGGCACAGCCCCAGGUCAGCCUGGCACACGAGCCGCUCCUCCAGCCGGCCCAGAACUUUUCCAGUAAAAUCACAACCCUGAGCAGCUGUCAUUUUUAAAGUGGGAAGGUUAAGAAAGAAACGGUCUUAGGGUCGCAAAUGUUUUCUUUGAGAGGUGCGGGUUUUCCGCGGGGGUCCCCCCAAAUCGCCUGGGAAAGCGGCCAGGGGAGUUGCAGGCGGCCCCGGUGGCAGCGAGCUCCUUUUCGUUCCUGAGAGUCUCUCUCCCGGGCGGUUUUGCCAUGUGUGUCUGUCUCUCCCCUACUCUCAAAGAAAAUGUUUUAAUGGCUCGAUCUUAUUUUUAGUUUCUUUGAAGAUUCGGGUUUGGUUUUAAAAGGCACUGUUUAGGGUUUCUUUAUUUUUAAGAAGAAGAAAAGUUGGUGAAACUCAGGACUGA
This is a messenger RNA of Calidris pugnax (ruff), 1489 nucleotides long. It is a transcript of the gene FOXD2, whose product is annotated as forkhead box D2. Gene Ontology annotation, molecular function: RNA polymerase II cis-regulatory region sequence-specific DNA binding; DNA-binding transcription factor activity, RNA polymerase II-specific. The coding region runs from base 25 to 1155 and encodes 376 amino acids. The record is from RefSeq and is a predicted model, not a curated record. The transcript has 2 exons. NCBI's taxonomy places the organism in Eukaryota, Metazoa, Chordata, Aves, Charadriiformes, Scolopacidae. Gene Ontology annotation, biological process: regulation of transcription by RNA polymerase II; cell differentiation; anatomical structure morphogenesis.